Momordica charantia (bitter melon) is the source of this 4131-nucleotide messenger RNA. RefSeq names its product ARM repeat superfamily protein (gene HEB1). Gene Ontology annotation, biological process: mitotic sister chromatid segregation. Gene Ontology annotation, cellular component: nucleus; condensin complex. The record is from RefSeq and is a predicted model, not a curated record. Lineage: Eukaryota; Viridiplantae; Streptophyta; Magnoliopsida; Cucurbitales; Cucurbitaceae.
CGUUUGGGAAGAACCCGCAGAUCAGAGUCGAAAAGAGAUGGUCCUUGGUUCGCUGUGCCUUCUCCGGCCGCACCAUCAAAUUCUGAAGCACUGCACAGAAAAUAAAGCGGUUCUACUCUGUUGCCGGACGGAAGGAAGCAACGGCUAUGGCCUCAGUUUCAGUUUCAGUUUCCGACGAUUCUGUUUGAAGACUAAGGAAGAACUCCUGAUAUUGCAGAAAAGAGAUAUUCAGACAGUGAAUCCAGAAAUCUGUUCCCUAUGGAGAAGAGGCUGCGUUCUUCUCUUGAAUCCUCGGCGGAAGAAUUCGUCUCCUCUGCAAUAAAACUAAGCCUGAAGUCGUCAAAGCACGUUCUCAAAACCCUAAUUCAUGGCGUGAGGUCUUCUUCAGAACUCUCCUCUUCUAUUCCUCUUACCCUCCAACUUUCUAUUUCUCGCGCAAUCGAAACUUUUCGGAAUCUUCUAGGCCCCAAUUGCGCAAACUCUGAUCCACAGUGCAGCUCUAGUCCCUCCAAGUACCCGCUGUCUCCUCCAACCAAACGUCUGCGGCGAUCUCUGCGACAUUCCAAAACUCGGGAAUGCGAAGAUUUAGAGGGUAAUGAAUCCAAUUUGAACUUCCAAAAGGAGAAGCUUCUCGUAGAGCUGGAAAUUCUUUCGUACCUUGUGCUCUUGUGCAUUUCGCAUCCUAAUAGAGCAUUUUCUCUGACCGAUUUACUUCCGUGUGCUCGGGAGUUGCACGAUAAUUUGAUUAUAUUCGAGUGGAGUUCGGUACUGUCAUCGGAGAUUGCAAAUUUGUGCGAGGAAUGGUGGAAGGAGGACUUGCCGGGGCGAGAAUCACUGAUCUCUCAGGCCCUCCCUUUCUUACUCUCCAGAUCAUUGACACUAAAGAAAAAGGUCGAUGUGCACAAAGUCUAUAUGCUUCGCGAGGCUUUUUCUUUGUUUGAUUUUGAGGACGAGAGUAUCAAAGAUUUGAAACUUUUGCUUAUUCGUUGCGUUAUUGAACCCAUAUAUCUUAAAACAGAGGAUGGUCGUCGGUUUGUGGCGUAUGCUUUCGGCUUAAGUCGGCAGCUGUCGAAGGAAACAUUGGCAAUUAUUCGAUCCCAAAUUCCAUUUGGGAGAAAAUCCAUGUUGGAGGCGUACGGAGACAUCUUGUUUCGUGCUUGGCGGAAUUCAGAAGGAGAUACAAGGGAUGAAAUCGAGAAUGGAUUUUUGCAGAGUUUGGUGGAAGGUGCCAUACAUUCGAGCACAACUGCCUUUGGUGCUUCAAUUAGAAGGGUUUUGGGAGGGUUUGUAAACCAGCGAACUGUAGAUGGUGUUGAGAAGCUUCUUUUCCGUAUAACUGAGCCUCUGAUAUUUCGAUCGCUGCAGGUUGCAAAUUCAAAUGUCCGUCAAAAUGCAUUACACCUACUUUUAGAUGUAUUUCCUCUCGAAAAUCCAGAUGCUACAAAAGAGCGGAAAGACACAUUGCUCGAUAGACAGUUCUUUUUAAUAGAGAAGCUUCUCAUGGACGAUAGUCAAGAUGUCAGAGUUGUAGCAGUUGAAGGCUGUUGUCGCAUCCUUUGUUUAUUUUGGGAAAUAAUCCCUUCAUCAACCAUCACAAAGAUCAUCACCAAAAUUUUUGACGAAAUGUCCCAUGAUACAUCCAAUGAGGUUAGGUUUUCAACAUUGAAUGGUAUAAUUUAUUUGUUUGGAAACCCCCAAUCUCAUGAAGUUUUGAAAGUGGUCCUACCAAGGUUGGGACAUUUAAUGCUGGAUAAUGCUCUUUCGGUAAGAGUAGCUCUAGCAGAUCUCCUUCUUCUUAUCAGGGAUGUUCGCAAUUUCCAGUUUAAUAAGGUGGUCAGUUUAGAUUUACUGUUAGAGGUACUUGCAAAUGAUCAACACAUUAUUAGUCAGAAAAUUACUAGAUUGCUGAUGCCAUCGUAUUUUCCUACCAAAGUAUCAGUUGAAGAGGCCUGCAGUCGCUGCAUUACACUUAUAAAGAGAUCUCCCAUGGCUGGAGCAAGAUUUUGCCAAUUUUCUGUAUCAGAAGGGGCAUCUCUUAAGUCAAUUAUGGAACUUGUCCGAGUAAUAAUAAAUUUGGUUUUGUCCUCUGCCAAGCUGGAUACAAAUUACAUCGAUGGCUUACUACUUUCGGCUGAAUACCUCUGCAGCAGCAUUUUGAGUGAGCCAUGUUACAAGAACAAUCUCAAAGAUUUGUUCAUCGGUGAACAAUUAAAGAGCUUGCUCUCUGUAGCACAAUCUGGGCAUGCACGAUCUUCUAUAUUCAACAUUGUUUCCUUGUUUUCUCCUAAUGGUUUUACGGAUCUUCUUGAGGAGGGCAUGCGAUUAAUUAUUAACUGUCGUGGCUUAUCGGAAAACUUAGAAAAGCAAGCAGAAGUGAGGUCUGGCCAUAAGUUUUUCUUGUCUUGUGAUGAACUGGAUGUCAUGUUUGAAGCCAUGGCAUUGAUACUACAGAAAUCUGCUUAUCGUUGCCACAUUAAGUUUGGUACACCGAACCUUGGUGUUUCCCCUGCAAAGAGAAAGAAAUGCAAAUUAUCAGGAAAAAUACUGUCUAGAUUGAAACAUUUUGGUGGAAAAAAACAUCUGAGCUUUGAAGACGAUUACUUGAUUGCAGUAGGAAUGGCGUGGCAAGUAAAAGAUUUGCUUUUAGACGAAGAAAUGAAGAGUGGUUUAUUGAGUUCCCAGACUAUAGAGACAAUAUUUCUUACUUUAAAGGUUAUCUGCGAAGUAUGUAUUGUGCAGUGCGUAGAUUAUGAAUUUAUGGAUGUAUCUCCUGUUCUGGCAUAUGCAUCUCUUGCUUUACACAUGACUCUUCAGAAUGGCAGUCAAAGUAUUAUGAGUACUAGUGGAGCCAAGAACAAAAUUGCGACAGAUUCUUCGAGUUCAGAGGCCUUACUGGAGGAGACACUGGAUCACUUGCUUAAAUGCAUAGAGAAACUUUAUGUGUCAGAGGACAUUAGAAAACCUGACGUAGAACUUACACGAGGUAACAGAAAAUUGGCUGAACAGGUGGAACAAAAACAUAAGGAAUCUGGGAUAGAUCAUUCUCACCCUCUGGAGGGAGGAUGCGUCGAUGUUUCAAAAAAGACGGUGAAGCAGGGGACCAUCCUUACAGCAGUUCUCAAGUUCAUUGUUGAUGCUAUUUCAAUGGGAUUUCUUUCACAGAAGUACGAAUUGUGCUUGAAGUUCACGACAAAGUAUAUGCAGUACAUUAUUUGGAUUUUAGGCCAAGAAGGUUACAAGGAUAUUCAGUUUGAGGAAAUGAAAGAAAUUAUCCUUUGUCUAAAGAGCUCUUUGAGCUAUGCUGGAAAGUUACUAAAUCAAAUACAAAGACAUGUCCAAGAUUCCUCAAUGUUGACGCAACAACUUUCAUAUCUUGCCAAUAAUUUGCUUGAUUUGAUUGCCUCAACUGAACUGCACUUGGGGCCUGGUUAUGCAGCUCGUCUUGUUGCAGCAGCAAAGCCUUGGCUUCCUGAUCUGAUUCUGGCAUUAAGAGCUGGUAGCAUAAUGAGACAAGUUGAAGGCAAAGAGGCACACGUCGACUUAUUUGAUCAGACCAAACUCUAUUUUCCCUCAUGGCUAUCAACGGUUGCAAAGAUUGAACUUUCAGGCAUGACUGAAGAUUCUACCGAGGAGGAUGACGAUGACAGAUUUUCUGAUCGACAUGAUUUUCCUAUAUUUAACAAAUUCAUUAGGAUGAUUGUCACAUUUUUGAAACGAGAUCACCACAUCCUGGAUGCAGUUGGAGUGGUUUUUAUGAUGGGCUCAGAAGUUGGGUUGGAAAGAAAGGAUUUUGGGCUGGUACUGGGACUUCUACAGUUUGUGUGCCAAAGCCUGUAUUGUGCUGACAACAGAGACUGGGGCGAUAUGAUGUUGACUACUUUGCAACGUUGCUACCCUCAGAUAGAGAGAGAAAUAGAACAAUGUAACGAAGAUGGAAGGCAUCAAUUAGAUCGAGCAAAGGCUUUGCUCGAGCCUGUAUGGUUGUACCACAUUUUCGAAACUGGUAAGCUUUCAAUGAUGGAUGAGUAGUUAAAAACCUUAUGUUACAGUACCAAAUGUUAUUUCUAUCAUUUAGUUCUCCUUGUAAGAUGUAUAGCCCUUUAAUGGUGAAGCUGAGAGUGGCUAAAUCAA